AUGAGCCGAUGCAGUUUGUGUAUUGAACCUCAUUCCCUUAUAAAAGGAAAUGUUCUGUCCCUACUAAAGUUAACUCCCUGGAACUGGAAGCACCUGAACACCUCAGUCAAAGUGGACACCCCAGUCUCCGUGGACAUUUCUGUCUUGUCUCACUACAGGCUCACGGGGAAACAUUUCAAUAAGUAUCAAAACAUACAAAGGUCAAGGGAUUGUUCAGCUAUUCUAAAAUCUACUCCACAUACAAAAGGAAGAAAUGGUGUUUAUGUCAUCUACCCAGACUUGAAGACAAAGAAAUUGGUCUAUUGCGAUAUGACUACAUAGGGAGGGGGAUGGACAGUUAUUCAACGUAGAAUGGACGGGUCUGUAGAUCUUUAUAGAUCCUGGAAGUCUUAUAAAGAAGGAUUUGGUAAUGCUGAGGGAGAAUACUGGUUAGGAAACGAAGUAAUUCAUUCACUUACCAAAAAAACAAAACAAGAUCUGAGGGUGGAUCUUCAGAAUUUUUCAGGAAAAAAAGCAUUUGCCAAAUACUCAACAUUUUCCCUUGGAAGCGAGUCCCAGAAAUACAAGUUGAAUGUUGAUGGAUACAGCGGCACUGCAGGAGAUAGCUUAAAAUAUAACAAUGGGAGAGGGUUUUCCACUGAAGACCAAGAUAAUGACUCCAAUGGUAGGUCCUGUGCUGCGUCGAUGAGAGGGACGUGGUGGAAUGGAGAUUGUAGUAACUCUGGAAAUGUUCAGUCUCUGCUGAAGUUAACUCCCUGGAACUGGAAGCACCUGAACACCUCAGUCAAAGUGGACACUCCAGUCUCCGUGGACAUUUCUGUCUUGUCUCACUACAGGCUCACGGGGAUACAUUUCAAUAAGUAUCAAAACAUACUAAAGCCAAAGGAUUGUUCAGCUAUUCUCAAAUCUACCCCACAGUCAAAAGGAAGAAAUGGCGUUUAUGUCAUCUACCCAGACUUAAAGACAAAGAAAUUAGCCUACUGCGAUAUGACUACAGGGGGAGGGGGAUGGACAGUCAUUCAACGGAGAAUGGACGGGUCUAUAGAUUUUUAUAGAUCCUGGAAUUCUUAUAAAGAAGGAUUUGGUAAAGUGGAAGGAGAAUACUGGUUAGGAAAUGAAGUAAUUCAUUCACUCACCACAAAAACAAAACAAGAACUAAGGGUGGAUCUUCAGAAUUUUUCAGACAAAAAAGCUUUUGCCAAAUAUUCAACAUUUUCCCUUGGAAGCGAGUCCCAGAAACACAAGUUGACAGUUGACGGAUACAGCGGCAAUGCGGGAGACGGCUUAAAAUAUAACAAUGGUAGAGGAUUUUCCACUAAAGACCAGGAUAAUGACUCCAAUGGUGACUCCUGUGCUGUUUCGUGGAAAGGGGCGUGGUGGUUUAGAGAUUGUAGCUACUCAGACCUAAACGGACCAUAUCACACGUCUGCUGUUAAAUCAUCCGACCUAAAUGGACUAUACCACAAGUCUGCAGUCAAAACAUGGGACAGUGUACUGUGGUAUCACUUUGGCAAUGAGCGUUCCUUGAAGUUUGCAAAAAUGAUGAUAAACCCAAAAUUUAAAAGAAAUGUUCAAUCCCUACUACCUUUAACUACCUGGAACUGGAAGCACCUGAACACCUCAGUCAAAGUGGACACCCCGGUCUCCGUGGACAUUUCUCUUCUGUCCCACUACAGACUCACUGGGAAACAUUUCAACAUACUAAAGUCAAGGGAUUGUUCAGCUAUUCUCAAAUCUACCCCGCAUACAAAGGGAAGAAAUGGCGUGUAUGUCAUCUACCCAGACUUAAAGACAAAGAAACUGGCUUACUGUGAUAUGACUACUGAAGGAGGGGGAUGGACAAGAGUGAGAGAAGAAAAGAAUAUAGCUGUAUAUGUUUUACUUAAUGGACAGUGCCAG
Saccostrea cuccullata (small rock oyster) is the source of this 1899-nucleotide messenger RNA. Its product is annotated as fibrinogen beta chain-like. Lineage: Eukaryota; Metazoa; Mollusca; Bivalvia; Ostreida; Ostreidae. The transcript is spliced from 16 exons. The record is from RefSeq and is a predicted model, not a curated record. The annotation marks the transcript as partial.